AGCUGCUGAAUUACUGUAGGCUAUAAAUAAAUUGUGCAUUCACUUUGUGUGUAGGCCUACCUCACAUGCAGUGGAUGCAUUCUCUAUUAGGCCUGUUUGUUGUUGUUUUUUGGUUCAGUUUCUUUUCAUAUUUUCCAAAACCCUCACAUGAAUUGCUAAUAAUGUAUGCUAGUGAUGUGUUUUGUUGGGCCAGAAAUGUUUAUUAGUUUACACCUAUCCUUAAUAUACUUAGGCCCUAAUAAAUAAACCAAACUAUGUUUCUGCGGGCCCUUAAGAAUUUCAUCUUUAAUCAAAUAGGUUGACUGAUUUUUGUAAUUAUAUGGAAUCCUUGUAAACAGAGUAAUCAAAUUACGUGUUUUGUGAUUUAAUCUGUAAAAAUAAAAGAGCUCCUUACAAAGACUUCACAAAAAUCUUUCAAACGAAACAAUUGUUUAGAUUUAAGAAAAAUGUACCAAAUAAUUCGUACCAUCAUUUUUAGAUUCGACACCGUAAAAGUGUUCAAAGGGACACCACUCUCGACAUUCGAGUUUCAUCAUUCGUCAACAAAAGUUUCAAGAUGGCGGGUCAUAGUAACGAGAGUGAACCGACAUCGACAAUGGAGCCACUUGUUUUGCCUCAUGUAGCGGAUAAAGCGUUGUCUGAUAUUACAGCCUUGCUCAGAGAGGCUUCAUCCACCUCUUGUAAUGAAAAGAAAGUAAAAGUGCUCCUUAAAGCGUCUGGAUUGAUUCAGGAAUUACAUGAAAGAUUUACGUCAAUUGAUGCAGAUUGUGUGGGAUUCACACUUGCUUUACAGCAUGUUUUGCGAUCUUGUGUUGUUUCAACGUUUUCCAACAGAGACUACUUUUCAUAUUCUUAUGAGGAUUUUGAAGGGAUUUCUUUUGUUAGCGAGGCUGUUUUACAAGUAUUAGUAGCCGUUUUAGUUGCUGCAGUAAAAGAGAAAAGAGCAGGAGAAAACGUGCCUCAGUUGGUUGAGUUGUUUUGUGAUGAAAUUGUGUUAGAUUUAUUGAUAAUAAUAGGGGCAAAUAUCGAGGACUCCUUGUGGUCCUCUGUCAAAGCUUCAGAACUCAGUAAUGAAGUGCUGAACAAUGUCCUCAAGUUAUUUUCUUGUGAGACUGUGAACGAAUUACUUUGUAUGGAAGUGAAGACUGCUAAUCAUCAAAACGUUAAAAAAGUGACACUGUUCUCUUUGUUUCUUAGUCAUUCCAAGGAUUUCCUGUCAAAAGAACAGUGGCAACGUAACCCAUAUAUGUGCAAAGUAUUUUGCUGGUUUCUUAGUCAGGCAAAAUUCCCACUUUUGUCUGACCACAUUGAUUUGAUUUUAGCAGUAUCCUUGAAUUUUCUUCUAGAUCAUCAGGAACUCAAUAAAGUUCAGGGUCUAAAAGUCAUUCACCAUUUGGUACUGAAUGUUACGAGUGAGGAGAUUAGGUGGUACAAUCGUAUAGAAGUGGUGCACCAAGCUUUAAACCAGCAAUUGCACUCAAAGGAGUGCUUAGUUUUGAGUGAAUUAUUGCCUACUUUAUUUGCAAGUGUUUGUGUUCUUGACAAGAAUACUACAAGCGCUGAUUAUCAUUGUGGUCUGCUUGAGACAUUACUUAGAAAUGCAGACAUGGAAAACCUUCUCGUCUUACGUCGGCUGUACAUGUCUAACAUUAAGAUUCUGAUUCAGCAAAUGGGCUUUCCAUCUGCUGGGAAGCUUGGACUUAUCCUUGGGGUUAUUAGUAACUACCUACAGAUAGAUGAUGGAUCAUCUGAUAUUUGCCGUGUGAAGACACUUGAAGUGCUGCAAACUAUUGUUGAGGUUGCAUGGCCACGAAUCCCACCUCACAGAGACACCAUUCUCAAAUGCUUGUUAAAGGUUUUGGUUGAUAUCCAGACACUGCAUUACCAGGAAACUCACUCGAAGGAAGCUCAAAUGCAAAUGAAAGAAAAAAUAAAUGGAAUUUGUCAAAUGCUCUGCAAAGUGUGUCCAAGUGCAACAAAAUGUUUCGAAGCUUUAAAAGAUUCAAAUCAUGUGUCUCAUUUGUUAUGGACAUAAAAACAGACCUGCCAAGUAGAUAGGGCUACUCCAAUAAAAUUGGGGAUCUGCAUGUGUGUAUGUAAAUGAAUAUAUUUAUGAAAAUACACAUUUUUGAUUGUGUUUGUUUGCAAUAUUGCGCACAUUAUCUUGAAUAAGGUGAAAAAUUAGCAUGAUAUUUUUAUAUUUGUGUUAUUUAAAAUAUUUGCGCAACUUCUGUAAAAUGAAGUGAAAAUACACUUAUAAA
Aplysia californica (California sea hare) is the source of this 2261-nucleotide messenger RNA. Its product is annotated as TELO2-interacting protein 2. Gene Ontology annotation, cellular component: nucleoplasm; centrosome; cytosol. The coding region runs from base 557 to 2035 and encodes 492 amino acids. The transcript has a single exon. The record is from RefSeq and is a predicted model, not a curated record. NCBI's taxonomy places the organism in Eukaryota, Metazoa, Mollusca, Gastropoda, Aplysiida, Aplysiidae.